UGAGGGGUCCUUGGCCUACGUAUAGGCCAAGUGCUUCGGCAUAAGAAUGUGUUCCCCCCUUCCUUCCCCAACAGCCGAGCCCCAAGCAACCGGAUGCGAGGUGGAUAUAGCUCGGCCCUUUCUGCUUGGAGAGAUUGUCCUUACAAGCAAGCCAAGGACCAACGACGGGUAUGCUUCUUCGUAGGGUAAAGCCGAUUUCCCCUCUCGGUUGGUACUUUGCAUUUUUCUUCAAGGCCAUGGAUCUCGCUGCACCACUAGCCAAAAAUGAAAACAAUAGGGCGGCUCCCUCUUCUGACAAACGAAAGGAUGUCAGUGGUGGACAGUCUGAGUCAACGACGAGGGCACCGGCGACCUCGAUGAAUGCAAAGGCGGGAAAGAAGAAGUCUGGGACGAAAAUCAGGGGGCGGGCGUUGGCUCUUGUAAGUGGUGGACAGUCUGAGUCAACACCGAGGCCAAGGGCGACCUCUAUGAAUGCAAAGGCGGGAAAGAAGAAGUCUGGGACGAAAAUCAGGGGGCGGGCGUUGGCUCUUGCAAGUCCGUAUCUCGUCUCAUCCCAAGGUUACGAUCUAUGGAAGAAGAUGAUGAAGGAGGAGAGCGGUGUUGUGAUGGCGCUGCACGCCUAUGGCUGGUUGGUGGACUGAGACCGGACCAAUCGCAACAAAUUUGGCCGAAGUGGCUGCAAGGGAGGAGGGCCAGCAUCCUACGAAUACGGUGGCAGUUCCACUGCCGCCAUCGCCGCCAUCACCACCUCUGCCAACACCACCGCCAUCAUCAUCACCACGACUGCCCCCUGCCCUAUCACCACCACCCUCCCCACCACCUUCAGCACCACUAUCGCAGCCGCCGUCGCUGCCAGCAUCAUCGUCAUCAACCUCAACAUCACCAUCACCAUCAUCACAUUCAUGGUCGGAUCAGCUACGACAAAGGCCCAGUCGGCGGACGCGUAUGACAUUGGACCAACCAUUGCAGAUGCCUCUUCGGCGGGUCCAUUCUCCGUCUCCACCGCCGUCCCCAAGACAGCGGCCUCGUCUAGCCUUACUGCUGCGGCUAUUGUGCCUGCUGCUGCUAUUGUGCCUGCUGCUGCUAUUGCGACUGCUGGUGCUAUUGCUAUUGCUGCUGCUAUUGCUACUGCUGCUGCUAUUGUUACUGCUGCUGCUAUUGUGUCUACUGCUGCUCCUUCUACGGCUGCUGCUACUACUGCUGCUGCUUCUGCUACUACUGCUGUUGCUACUGCUGCUGCUGCUGUUGUUGUUGCUGCUGCUGCUGUUGCUGUUGCUGCUGCUGCUGCUGCUGCUGCUGCUGUUGCUGCUUCUGCUGCUAUUGCUGCCGCUGCUGCUGCUGCUGCUGCUGCUGCUGAUGAUGAUGAUGAUGAUGUUGUUGAUGUUGUUGUUGCUACUACUGCUGUUACUGCUGCUGCUAUUGCUGCUGCUACUGCUAUUGCACCUGAGAUUGACGACUUCCGAGACUAUGGGGAAGAGACAGAGCAGCAUAGGGCCAGUGAACCUUCGGAUGGGGGAGUCGUGGCUCCUAUCAAAGAGAAAGCUAGGGGGACCGAGAAGCAGAAGGUAGACUCGCUGUACUGCAGUGAAUCUGUUGUCCUUGUGUUGACUCAAGACUAUAGGCAUUUUGUGAGCAUCUCCAUACCAGAGUGUAAACUGAAGAUCUUGAGGAACAUCACCCCUCCUAUGUCCGCUCCUGCAACUGCCACGACAGGCUUCCCGCGGGCUGCGAGGAGUAAUUGGACUGUAGCUAAUGACACUGUCUGCGAUCGGAUUGAGAGGUUUCUAGAGUUCCAAAUGAACCAGUUUUCUUCAUCGGGCUCCCGAUUUACGCAAACAUACCGUGUCCCUGGUAAGAUCGAAGGCAAUCGCUGGGAGCAUAUCUUUUACCGGGCCGACAUAUAUGACACUUCAGUUGCCUCCAUCUUCUUCAUCGAGAGAGGUAAUCUCAAAGCUGCCACUGACCUUGUAGAUGCCAUCUGCAACGCCAUGCUCCAUGAUCCUGUUGGCGAUGGCAGGGUCAUCGCCGCCACGCACGCAAAUGCCCACCUCCUUGCGAACGACUGGAGUUUCACGACGAGCACCUUUCCUGGAGCCGGGGCUGCUGAUGUUGGCAACUUGUCCUGGGCAGGGAUCGCAAUGACUCGCCUCCACAAUGCACUUACUUCCCAGGAUUGUAAUUAUGGAUCCAAGUACCUUGACUAUGCCAUCACCGCCGGUAACUGGAUAAGGUCUAAUACGCACGUAGAUGACAAGCUCGGGGGGUUUUCAGGAGGCUACGAAGAUGGAGGGGCAAAGCGUGGUUGGCGCUCUGUCGAGCACAAUACCGAUGUGUUUGUGUUCUUCACAAACCUGUUCAAUCUCACGGGGGAUAGCAAGUGGAAGAAGGGUGCACAGUCUGCAGCAAAGUUUGUCCACGCAUGCAGGCUAGGUGAUGAAUGGGGGUUGCGCUACUGUGCAGGCACACGUGGUUACUCCCAGAACCUCAACGUGUUUGUGGUCCCUACCGACUGCCAGACCUGGACAUCGCUGGCUUCCGUUGACCCGGCUUCAAACUCUGGUUGUUUGCAAUUCAUGCUCAAGCACAUGAGGACUCAGAGCGCAGGGUUUGCCGGCGUUCUGUUCAGCAGAACGGGAAGAGAAGUGCAGAAUGAGAAUACUGCCAGUGCGGCAAUGGCGCUGUUUCUGAACGACCAGUCCGAAGAGGCGCAGACACUGUAUGACAGCUUGGAGAGACAGAUUGCAAGCGCUCCAAACUCCGACGGAUUCGGCAUUGUGGCCACCCCAGCCGCAGAGUGUUUCACUGGUGAUGACCUGGGAUGGAGCUAUUUCAACUGGCCCCAUACAGCUGCAUCGGCAUGGACAGGUCUGGCAUUCCUCGUCAAGGAAGGGAAGUUCUCUGCGAACCCAUUCGCGACUAUAGGAUAAAAUAUCCUACCCCUUAAGCAGCAUUGGCCAUGUGGGAGAGGACGGUUGGCCGCUGCGUGCCGAAAUGAGGUGCAAAAACGCGCGCAGGCCAUCGGAUGUGGCGGAUCCACGGCCGGCGCGUGUGCAGAACCAGUUGUCCACCCGUUUGUUCGCAGUGCACUCAAGAAUGCGAGAGAGGCACGAAGGGAGAUGAGCCGCAAAGUGCUAUGACGGACGUGGAUGCGUGCGAUUAUCUCGAAGGGCCCACCGUCCUAUAGCAAAAUGUGUCAUUUUGCUGUGGACCUGUAGUCGUUUCAAGGACUUUGUGCUUUUGUUCAGGCCGGCAGCGUGCAUCGUUUUGUGCUGUUGGUUUUUUUUUUUUUUUUCUUCUGGGCUCACCCUGCAGUGUGUGUUUGUAUUAUUUUGUACUGCCAUUUUUUGGGGGGGUGUUCACCCCGCAGUGUGCCUUGUUUUGUGUCCCAAAAAGAACAAAGGCGCCUCAAAAGAAUGAAAACACAAAUUCCUUCGUGCCCCAAAUAGAACCGAAAAAUGUCAACUCUUGCCCAGCCUCCCUAUCCAUGCUGGUUUGUUUUUUUUUCGGGUUCACCCCCUGCAGUGUGUUGCGCGCGUUGUUUUGUGCCGCUUUUUUGGGGGGGAGAGGGGGCCGCCUUGCAGCAUGCGUCAUUUUGUGCCCCAACAAGAGUGAAGUUGCCCCAAGAGAAUGGAAAGAUGAAUCGCUGUGUGUGGCUCGUCGCCCCCAAGCCAAAAAAGGACAAUUUUUGCCCUGCUACCUAUCGACACACUAAUAUUUUGAAGUUCACUGUUAAUGGUUGUAUUUGGGGUUCGAGCCCACACACAAAUUUGAGAUACUCAAUUAUCUGACAAGAUAACUGUUGAGGUAGAUUGGGUCCCUGUUUGAUUUUGGGGACUGUUUUUUUUAAUCAAGCGAAUCCCGUGUC
This is a messenger RNA of Chara braunii, 3865 nucleotides long. Lineage: Eukaryota; Viridiplantae; Streptophyta; Charophyceae; Charales; Characeae. The record is from the annotation of a GenBank genome assembly.